ACUUUGCAUAGUCAUCCCAUUGGCCGGAUUGGAACCUCUGGCGAGCCGGUUUUGGCCCGCGGGCCGUAUGAUUGACACCCCUAAUGACACCACGAGUUCACCCACCCUCUAACUCAGAGCUAGCACAGGUGUUUCCGGGCAAGUAAUUAGUCUAUGGUAAUUACCGGAAUAUAAACUUCGAAUUUAGCAUCGUGCUUAUUCUCCACUAAUCAUGAAGCUAACCGCCUUACUACACUUUUGUAGUACUACACUCUGACCAGAGUUCACUGAGAAGAUACUUGACUCCUUCAGAAAACUCCUGAUCUGCUGCACUGCCUUGAUUAGAUCUAUGUGCGCCAGCUUCCUGUAUUUCCUGUGUGCCUGGGGGUGGGGUGGAUAGCAUUGUAAACCCUCCUCAUUGGCUGAGAUAUUUUCUCUGGCAACUAGAAAACGUGAUCCUGCCUGCAGAGGCACUGCAGUGUGUGCUGCAGCGAGAGAGAGCAACGCAAGAGAUAAAGAGAGGGAGUGUGUGUGUGAGAAAAGAGAGAGUGAGGGAGUGGGUAAAAGAGAGAGAGAGAGAGAGAGAGAGAGAGAGAGAGGAGGGGGUGGGCAGACAAAACAAGCCACAUGCAUAAGGAGAGAGCCAAAGGCACAGAGACAGAGGGAGAGAGUGUGUGAGUGUGCAUGUAUGUGUGAAAACACUGCGCAUGUGUGACUGUGAGGUGCACUGACUGGAACAGACGGAGAAGGAGAAAGAGGAGUGAUGAUCAGCAGCUGAGACAAGAAGAAAGAUAACAGUGAAGAGGAGGGGUAAAAGGAGACGAGAAGCUUUACCUGAAGACCAGACAAGAGAAAAGGAAGGAAGAGACGGGGAGGUACGCACAGAGAAACACAGCAUAUAAGCUCAGACCCCUGCAUUAAAUAAGCUGAAUAUACGGAGAGGUUUGCGAAGAGUGAUGGAGAGAGAGAGACCGGAGAGAGACGCUCAUCGACAGCUUGUGGGAGAAGGAACUGGACUGGGACACUGAAGGGCAGCGGCACCAGAGAGGAGGGAGAGAGAAGAGGAAUGAGGGAUGCAAAGCUCAAAGGAAGCAGCCCAAGACAUGACGCAUCCACCUUACAACAGCCUCCUCCAUCUUACAUCUCCCCCAUGUUUCCCUCCCGCCGCUGCUGCUGCUGCAUGUUGUUCGUCCUGCUAGAACCGAAUGGAAAGUAGAGAGCAUCCUUCCCGUGUUGAGACAUCCCAGGAACAAAGAGCCUGAGCGGCACGGUUUAUCCUCACAGAGCAGCAUCAACAACAUUGACGGCAACAACUGGAACAGGAGGGAGGAGGAGAGAAAGGACUGCAACAAGACGAGUACGCAGGCAGACAGGUACAUGGACCAAAAGAAUCCUGAGUCAGUGAGACAAGCACAGAGGCAUCCUUCAGACUGUUAUCCCAUCUGCUCAGCCAGUCAAAUCAAAAACCUUCAUUCCUACUUUUGAGGAAUUUCAGGAGCCUUGGACCUCGGAGGGGUCAUAAAAACAGCUUUCUGGGGAAUUACAGUGCACCUCCCCAAAACAGACCUCCUCCCUCUGUCUUAUCAACAAGCCACCCAGACACUGGGUCACCUGAUCAAACGGGACCAAGAGCAGAGAGAAAGACUGGAGCUUGUUCUUACUUUCUCACACUGUGGAGCCGACAAGUAACACACCCGCAGCCAAAAACAGGAAGUGAAGCGGGCGGUUGAGUGAGAAACACAUGCAAGGGCUAGUUUGAGAAGGCAAGAGUUUCCUUGGCAGGCCACAGGAUAUCAUAUCUGGACCUUUUUUUUUAACUGCCUGAACUCAACACCCCACCCCCACUCUGUGAAUGAAAUAUAUACCAACCUGUACUGUUUGUAUAUAAGCGAGCAUCUGCGUGCAUAUGAGAUUAUUUAUUGGUGUUAUCACUGAGUGAAAACAAGUCUUUGUGCUAAAGUUAUUACUGUCCUUGUGUGUGAAUAUACUUUUCUGCAAAUAAGCUUCAGAGACAGCACAGGAUCAUCAGCAUAAGUGAGAAGCAACAACAAAAAAACUACCUUUAAGUCGUCAACACUGGUCAGAAACUGUAAGCUUGACUGUUUAGUCAUAUGUACAUAUCAGCAGUGACAGAAUAAGAGCUCAAGGUUGUGGUGCUCUGGCUGAGCUCCUCUAUCUGUCUUCCCCACAUAAAGACUCAGGCUGACAGAACCAACCAGAGGGGGAUCUCUGCAGAAAACAUGGAGGCAACCAUCCGUCCCCAUGUUCCCUCUAAUGGCUGACUUUAAAAAAAGUACAUAAUAUAAUCCCCUUGCCCAAAACCAGGCAGGGUUGUCCAGUGCUGAUUUGAGCCACAGCCCCUCUCUUUUCCACCUUCAAAAACUGUACGAAUGUCCUGCCUCCGGCGUCAGCCCGUCACCAUCCCCAUGGACACCGUCAAGAUCAUCCAGUCGGAGAAGUUUCCCAGAGAGUGCCCCGUGCCUGUCACCCAGCCACGCUAUGCUCCACCCCCCAGAGUGGCUUGGGACGGUGGUGGUGAAGGUGAAAUCAUAGUGAAUCAGGCAUGCAGCGACCUGGCCCUGGAGAUGACAGGGUCCCCCAGGUCGAUAGUGUCCUCCCCUGCCCCCGUGACGCGCAGGGAGCAGAGCUUCCUGGCGCAGCGCAAAACCAGUGCCAACGAAAUCUGCUACCACCAGUUCCACUACAAGAUGGAGGACGUUAUAGUCAACCAGUACGUGCUGCGCUCUUCCUCAACCUCUUCCUCCACCUCCUCUUCCUCCUCCUCGGGACCUGUGAUGCCCUGCGAGCCCCUGGACUGCCCAACCUGCGGUCACACCUACAACUUUGCUGGCAAGCGUCCACGUAUACUCUCCUGCCUGCACUCAGUGUGUGAGGAGUGCCUGCAGAUCCUCUACGAGUCCUGUCCCAAAUACAAGUUCAUCUCCUGCCCCACAUGUCGGCGCGAGACGGUGCUGUUCACUGACUAUGGCCUGGCUGCUCUGGCCAUCAACACCAGCAUCCUGAGCCGCUUGCCCUCUGACCCUAACGGGCCUGUGCAGUGGGGCGGGGACGCCGACCGCAGCUGCUACCAGACUGUGCGCCAAUACUGCCAGUCAGCCUGCACCUGCCAGAUCGCCAACCCUUUGUCCUCCUGUGGCAUCAUGUAGACAAGGGGGGACACUGCAGGCAUGACUCAAGGCUGCCCCUUCCCCCACCCACCAACCCGACACUCUUUUCGUCUAUAAGCUCGACCCUUUCUGCCAAUUCCCCCCCCCCCCACACUCACAUACAGUGAAUAAAUCCCUCCACAGAUGUUAUCUCUAUAUAUUUAAUAGCACAGAUGGAUGCUGUGUGGGACUAAUGGAUGCUGGUGGUUCGAUAAAUAGUAAAUAAAUGUAUUUUAUGUAUGGACUGGAAUCCUAUUCACCCUCUCUCGUUUGGUUGGAUGUGUUUGUCAUUGACAUCUCUUUACAUGGGAAUGCCAGGGGAGGUCUAUCCCCCCAACCUAGGUGAAUAAAGAUUAAACGAUUAAAGUAACUCA
Molecule: messenger RNA, 3520 nt
Organism: Notolabrus celidotus (New Zealand spotty)
Lineage: Eukaryota; Metazoa; Chordata; Actinopteri; Labriformes; Labridae
Gene: rnf208
Product: ring finger protein 208
Exons: 4
Coding region: 2370-3146 (258 amino acids)
Biological process (GO): protein ubiquitination
Molecular function (GO): ubiquitin protein ligase activity
Source: RefSeq, a predicted model, not a curated record